Messenger RNA from Cheilinus undulatus (humphead wrasse), 1616 nucleotides. Its product is annotated as somatostatin receptor type 5. NCBI's taxonomy places the organism in Eukaryota, Metazoa, Chordata, Actinopteri, Labriformes, Labridae. The transcript has a single exon. The record is from RefSeq and is a predicted model, not a curated record. Bases 327 to 1346 code for a protein of 339 amino acids. Gene Ontology annotation, cellular component: neuron projection; membrane. Gene Ontology annotation, molecular function: somatostatin receptor activity; neuropeptide binding. Gene Ontology annotation, biological process: neuropeptide signaling pathway; cellular response to glucocorticoid stimulus; regulation of insulin secretion.
GUCCCUUCUCUGUUUCUGGAUGUUCACAUGGUUAUUGGAGGAACAUGCUGCUUCCACCACCAUGGAAUAAACUUUGAGAUUUUUUUUUCUUUCCUCGAAAAAAAGGACUUACAAUUUAAUUACCGAGAAGGGUUGAGGAGAAGCUGAAAGCAGGAAAUGGUGUUUGAUUUCCAGCUUUUUUGGUUGGGAUGUUUUCCUCUUUCCAUCGGGGUACUUUUAACAACGCGAGAUCAAGCGGCGACCCUUACACUGCUUGAAAAAGGGAGGGUUCUGAGUGCAAUUAAGCAUUUAAAUUUCUUUUUGGAAUAACCCUUUAUUUUGGUGAAAUGGACCCAACAUUUUUACCAGACACAGAGAACAAUCAGAGCGACCUGGAUAAGCAUUUUUACACAGAGAGCGCCGUUGGCGGCUUUGGCAUCGCCAUGGCUGUGCUCUACUUGGUGGUGUGCAUCCUUGGACUUGUUGGGAACUCUCUUGUCAUCGUUGCUAUUUUGAAACUGGACAAAAUGACCUCUUCAACAACGGUGUACAUUUUGAACCUAGCAUUAGCCGACGCUCUUUUCAUGGUAGGGCUUCCCUUUAUAGCCAGCCAGAACUUCCAGAAGCGUUGGAUGUUCGGCGACACGACGUGCAAAGUGGUUAUGGUGCUGGACGGCAUCAACCAGUUCACCAGCGUCUUCUGUCUAACAGUGAUGAGCAUCGACCGCUACAUGGCGCUGGCUAACCCGCUUCGAUUUGCCCGCUGGAGAACGCCACACAUCGCUAAGGUCGUUUCAGCCGUUCUGUGGUUGUUUUCACUCGUCACCAUCCUUCCGAUGGCGCUCCACUUCUCGGCUGAGAGAGGCUUGUGUAUACCAGACCUGGUUUCAGACGCCUGGUGGCUCGGCAUCUUGACGUACACCUUUGUCACAGGGUUUGCGCUGCCGUUCGUAGUCAUGACGGUAGCGUACACGGCGCUGCUGCUAACGCUGAGGUCCAUGCGACUCAAAGGGAUUGCUCCUCACAAAGAGAGCUACCAGCUGGAGCGACAGGUCACCAAGAUGGUGGUCGCGGUGGUGCUGGUGUUCGGACUGUGCUGGCUGCCGUUUUACACCUUGAACUUCUGCUCCCUUUACCAAAGCAACCUGGACCUGCCCUUCGCCAGAGCUUUCGAGUUUGUAGUUUUGCUGUCAUACUCAUGGAGCUGUGCCAAUCCCAUCCUGUACGCCUGCCUCUCCGACACCUUCAAGGGCCACUUCUGCACCCUCCUGUGCCCAGCCUCCAAGUCAUCUCCGAGCAUGCAGUACAGCACCCAGCUGUACGACUUAAAUGACGUGGGUGGGCGGGAUGUGAAUGUUUUGGCAUAGAAAUACAUCCUCCUUUAAGAUUCCCUGAGCCUAUUUAUCUAUAUGACAUGUUUAAUGUUGCAUGAUAAACCCAGAUUAAUGUUUCUGCACUUACCUUGUAGAUAACAGAUACAGUGUUUGCCUCUAUAAACAUCUUGUACAGAAUUCUUGUUUGUUUCGGUGAUGUAAAAUUUUUCUUCUUUAUAUUGACUUUGAAGUUCACGGAUGUUAUUAGUUUAAAAGUAUAAUUAUGUGUCCCUGUCCUGUCCACAAUCCACCCAAGAAUCAGAA